Psylliodes chrysocephalus is the source of this 333-nucleotide messenger RNA. The record is from the annotation of a GenBank genome assembly. Lineage: Eukaryota; Metazoa; Arthropoda; Insecta; Coleoptera; Chrysomelidae.
AUGGCUAAGCAUCAUCCCGAUUUGAUUUUCUGCAGAAAACAACCUGGCGUAGCUAUCGGUCGUUUAUGUGAAAAAUGUGAUGGUAAAUGUGUUAUUUGUGAUUCUUACGUGAGGCCCUGUACAUUAGUAAGAAUAUGCGAUGAGUGCAACUAUGGUUCUUACCAGGGCAGGUGCGUUAUUUGUGGAGGACCAGGAGUCUCUGACGCCUACUAUUGUAAAGAGUGUACAAUACAAGAAAAAGACAGGGAUGGGUGUCCUAAGAUUGUAAAUCUUGGUAGCUCUAAGACUGAUUUGUUCUAUGAAAGAAAGAAGUAUGGUUUUAAGAGACGUUAG